GCUGGGACGUGAGGUUCUUCCUGCACAAGGCUGGAGACCUGAACCCACAGCAACACAUGGACCCUGCUGGGAACGUGUCUGUUUUCCGCAUCCCCAGCGUGGGCCGGCAGCACGGAGGGAACUACAGCUGCAGCUACCGACCCCGAUCAGAGCCCUUCGUCUCCUCGCAGCCCAGCGACCCCGUGGAGCUGGAGGUAGCAGAGCCCACUCUGCUCAAGCCCUCCAUCAGCCCCAGCGGGGAGGUCUCCCUGGGGGGAUCUGUGUUCGUCCUGUGUCAGGGGCUGCACUCAGGCGUGCGGUUCGUGCUGAAUAAAGGGGGACGCCAUGUUGCACACGUGGAUACGGAGAAGUCGCAGUUUGUGUUUCCCAUCAACAGCGUGCAGCGGGAGCAGGGCGGGAACUACAGCUGUUCCCAUCACAGCAGAUCGGAGCCGCUGACCAGGUGGAGCGACCCCGUGGAGCUAGUGGUGAGAGAUCCCAGCUUACCCAGACCCAACAUCUCCCUGAGCCCCACUGGGGUCGUGGCCCCAGGGGCAGACGUCACCAUCUGGUGUCAGGGGCAGCGCCGGGACGUGAGGUUCUUCCUGCACAAGGCUGGCGACCUGACCCCACAGCAACACAUGGACCCUGCUGGGGAUGGGGCCGAGUUCCGUAUCCCCAGCGUGGGCCGGGAGCACGGAGGGAGCUACAGCUGCAGCUACCGGCCCCGGUCAGAGCCCUUCAUCUCCUCGCAGCUCAGCAACAUCGUGCAGCUGGAGGUGGCAGGAUAAGGACCAGCCCCGAGACAGAGCAGAUGAGACCCCAGCUCUGCUUCCCACCCUGAUCUACCUGUGCUAGGAUUCAGGACUCCUGGUUUCUCUCCCCUGCUCGGGAUAGGAAGUGGUGUCUAGUGGUUACAACAGGGGGGUGAGGAGGUUUUAAUGUUGUACUUUUUAGUUAUUUUCCUAAUGAUAAGUUGAUUCUCAUUAGUUGAUAACCAUGAAAACGGUUAAUUGGCAACUCAAUAGAGUUUUUACGCUAAAUCUGGUGCUUUUUCUCUUCCUUACCAUGAUGGGAAACUAUAGCUGUGCACAUUGAUUUCAGCAGUUCUAUGGAGUAAUUUACAUUUCUUCUGUCUAAUUUUUACAUUUUGAUUAUGUUGGAAAAUGGCAAAUGAUUCAUUUAUUUCCUAGAUGAUGAUGAUGGUUUUUUACUUCUGAUUUGUCCAAGCUCUGUUUGGAUGGAAAUUCAAAUGCACAGAAACAGCAUUUUCAAUAUGUUUAUUAAUUAAAUAAAAUGUCAAAGUCAGACUCAGGA
Mauremys reevesii (Reeves's turtle) is the source of this 1296-nucleotide messenger RNA. Its product is annotated as immunoglobulin superfamily member 1-like. NCBI's taxonomy places the organism in Eukaryota, Metazoa, Chordata, Testudines, Geoemydidae. Bases 57 to 770 code for a protein of 237 amino acids. The transcript has 4 exons. The record is from RefSeq and is a predicted model, not a curated record.